AUGGAAAAUUCUUCAAACUCAACAAAUAAUUCUUUCUUGAAUCCUUUACCAAGAGUAAUAAUUAAUGGUGAAUUUACUUUUACUUCGUUCGUUAAAGAACUUGAAGAUAGGCAUAGCUCGUCUAUUGACUAUUUAACAAGCGGAGAUUUGGUUAUCUAUCGUAGUAAUCCAGGGCCUCAAGGACCUAUUGUUCCAACAAAUCUUCGCUUAGGUGAUGCCAUAGCACAGGCUGAACAACGUACAAUACAAUCUGGCAGUCCAAAACGCGCGACAAUCUUAGCCAAUAAUAUUGUUAGAUUUAAUGUAAAAGCUUUAUAA
Meloidogyne enterolobii is the source of this 318-nucleotide messenger RNA. NCBI's taxonomy places the organism in Eukaryota, Metazoa, Nematoda, Chromadorea, Rhabditida, Meloidogynidae. The record is from the annotation of a GenBank genome assembly.